Messenger RNA from Stereum hirsutum FP-91666 SS1, 1350 nucleotides. RefSeq lists its product as uncharacterized. The coding region runs from base 1 to 1350 and encodes 449 amino acids. The record is from RefSeq and is a predicted model, not a curated record. The transcript has 8 exons. NCBI's taxonomy places the organism in Eukaryota, Fungi, Basidiomycota, Agaricomycetes, Russulales, Stereaceae.
AUGUCUCAAGGGUCACAGCCUGAUGCUAUUCAGGGAGUGAGUCUUCCGCGAUACCUGGUCGUUCAUGGCAGGGACGGAUUGGCGUUGUAUGCCGACUGGCCUCAGGCGGCGUUGAGGGUACAAGGCUUCCCCAACGCUAUAUACAAGAAAUAUCGCACCGGUGAGGAAGCUCGCACUGCGUACGAUCGUGUUAGGGAGAUUAUGGACACCCACGGCACGACCAAUGUCACCCCCGCCAUCAUGGCGUCUCUCCGCGCCCCGCCUCCCUAUCAACCCUUCGUCAACCCCUCCGCUGUCUCUGCUACCGUUUCUCCCACUCCCGCGUCUGUCCCCGCCUCCGCCGAUGCCCCGCCCGCCGAUGCCCCGCCCGCCGAUCUUCCCCCCGCCGAGGCUUCCCCCCUUGCUGACACCCCUUCUGAGACUCCUGCUGUCAUCCACGACGAUCUGAUCGCCACGAUGCAGCCCUACGAUACCUUGUCCGAGGUUGGAGUGAGCGACGAGGAGGACACCCAGUCCCUUCUCGAGACAUCGUCCGUAGGGUCGGUUCCCGAGACGGAGAUCGAUGAGGAGGAGGCUCGCGAAGCGGCCCACGCGGUUUCUAGCCUUGUGGUGCCGGUUCCUGGUAGCGCGCCCGAUACUCCGGUGAGUUCCGCUUUGGCCGAUCCUGAGGCGGCCGCGAAUCGCACUAUCGAAGCGGUGCGUUAUGAGGCCGUGCACAGGAGUCGCCGACCUUUCCCGACGGUCCACCCUCUUCUUCGUGCCGCUGUCGAAGCCUCGCUCACUUCCGACUCGGUUCGCGACGCCAGUAUCCGCUCCGCCUACAUCGAGGACACCGCGAAGAUGCUUGCGGACGUGUUAUUCACCGGUGAGGCAUACUAUGUAAUCGUUCGUGGCCGAGAACCUGGAGUCACGCGUACAAACUGGGUCGGUGCGAGGGUCCACGUUGAUGGCAUUGCCGAUGCCUACUACCAGGCUUUCCUUUCUGGAGCGACGGCUCGUCGUUGGUGGAAGGAACACCGCGGGGAGGCCGUCAACUACGGCCCCACCGGUGUGGCGUCCACGUUGGACAACAACAACCCCAACGGGCCAGUUCCCACGGCGAACCACCACCACCAUCAACUCGAGACGCGGCUGAAUUCCAAUGCCCACUCUCCUACUCGCGUCACUCGCAAUACGUGCCGCUUCAUGCUCUGCGAGGAGCACAAGAUCGCGUUCUUCGUCAAGGUCAAGUGGGUUCGCGCAGGCGAUGAGUGGAUUGCGUUGAAGGCAGAUGGGGUGCAUAUCCCGCGUUGCGCGGAUUACGUAGUCUUUGGAGAUCCUCUUGGACUCCUGUCCGGGUCUGCAGCUUAG